This is a messenger RNA of Mauremys mutica (yellowpond turtle), 9418 nucleotides long. It is a transcript of the gene ZFHX2, whose product is annotated as zinc finger homeobox 2. Gene Ontology annotation, molecular function: zinc ion binding; RNA polymerase II cis-regulatory region sequence-specific DNA binding; DNA-binding transcription factor activity, RNA polymerase II-specific. Gene Ontology annotation, biological process: brain development; regulation of neuron differentiation; regulation of transcription by RNA polymerase II. Gene Ontology annotation, cellular component: nucleus. The transcript is spliced from 10 exons. Bases 353 to 7684 code for a protein of 2443 amino acids. The record is from RefSeq and is a predicted model, not a curated record. NCBI's taxonomy places the organism in Eukaryota, Metazoa, Chordata, Testudines, Geoemydidae.
UCCUUCUCCAUUUCCUUCAUUCUCUCCUUCCCUGUCUCUUGCGUCCCCUCCCUCCGUCCCUCUUUCUGUCUCAUUCCUUCCAUCCGUCCGUCCGGCUUCUGCCUCCAACCCUCUUCUCCAGCCUUUCGCUCUCCCCAGCUCGCCACUGGCCCGCUCCCUGCAGCCGCCCCUUCCCCUCCAUCCAGCGCCUGUUUCCUUCCCUCCAUCUCUCCCUCCCCCACGCCGCUCCCUUUGUGUCGCUGAUAAGAAAUACAAGGCCCAGGCUAAUUACCCGCCUGCCGCUGGCUCCUUAAUGAGAGUCUCGGCUCCUGCGCUGAGAUGACCCCUCCACGCUCCUCCUGCCUCCACCGCCAUGGACGCUCCCUCUAACUCUGCCUCCUCCUCCUCCUCCUCCGCCCCCCGGGCCGACGGGCAGGAUGCCAGGGCUGCGGGCUGGCCACCUCAGGACCCCUCCGCCCCUCCAGCCACCAAAGAACCCUCCCUGCCGGACCCCCCCUCCACCUCCCCUUGCCCUGCUGAGACCAUGAGGCCCAGCCCCGUCCCCCAGCCGGAACCGGGCCCCGCCAAUCUCCCAGCGGCCAUCUUGUCCGCCCCACAACUCCAGGCAGGCUUCGGCCUAGUAGCACCAAGCCCAUCCCUCCUCCAUUCCUCCGCCCCCAGGGAAGAUGCCAAGGAGGAGGAGGAAGAAGAAGGCGAUGAUGAUGAUGAUGAAGAGGAUGCGGAAGAUGGUGGCAGCACAGCCCAUCUGCUCUUCUUCCCUGAUGGCUCAGCCUAUCUCCUCAGCGGCGGCCAUGUUCUCUUACCAAAGGGCUACCCUGGCGCCACGGCAACCCUGCCGGUGUCCACCCUCCACGUCCAAGAUGGCGGCCCCAACCAAGGCUUUACGUCUACUGACCAAAUGUCCCAGAAUACCUCAGCGCCGGGCGAGCAGCCCCCUUCCGGCGCCUUCCACAGCUACCGACUAGCCAGGGCCUCUGCUCCCACCACCUCUGCCAAAAACUCUCCCACCGAACCCAAAGAUGCCGUCACUGACGGGGAGGGGGAAGCCAAAGUUGGCCAAGAGGAAGAACCAUCAUGGCCACCCUGGCUGUGCUUGGCCUGCCGUCUCUCCUUCCGACAGGGCCGCUCCUUGGCAGCCCAUGCCCUCUCAGCCCAUGGGGUGCGGCUCAGCCCCGGGGAGCGCCGGGCCCUGUCCCGCGGAGUCCCCGCCAUGCUCCAGGGCACUGCCCUCAGCUUCCUAGAACCAAAUAACCCCACCAGCGGGGUGGACCUCAGCGCCGGAAUGUGUAGUGGAUGGGUGAAUGUAAUGGAGGAGGAGGAGGAGGAGGAGAGAAGCCCCCGAGAAGGACGCAAGCCACCCGAUGCCAAAGAUUCAAGGGCCGGCAGCGUGGACUGGGCCAACGGGGGAGAGGAGGAGGAGAAGGCUGAAGGCAGGAAGGAAGAAGAGGAUGGGCUGAGGCUUCUGCUGGACCAAAGCUCACAGGGCCAAAGCCCACCCAGAGGCGCCAAUGUCCCGGAUGACUCACCACUAGGGAAGGCCAACACUGAGGUCACUGUUGGGUUGGCCAACACCGAGCUUAGCAACGAGGCCACCAGCGAGUCCAAUGUUGGGUUGGCCAACAGCAGGGUCCACCCCAACACUGGAGGGGUCCCUAUUGGCUUUGGGGAUGAUUACACGGCCAUGGCCUAUCCUGGGCUCAGCCUCUCUGGCCACAUGUCCCUGCUGCAUUCCCGCAACUCCUGCAAAACCCUCAAGUGCCCCAAAUGCAACUGGCACUACAAGUACCAGCAGACCUUGGAUGUCCACAUGAAGGAGAAGCAUCCCGAGAGCAACAGCCACUGCGCCUACUGCAGUGCCGGAGGCCCCCACCCGCGCCUGGCCCGGGGUGAGAGCUACAACUGUGGCUACAAGCCAUACCGCUGUGAGGCUUGCAACUACUCCACCACCACCAAGGGCAACCUCAGCAUCCACAUGCAGUCGGACAAGCAUCUAGCCAAUCUUCAGGGUUUCCAGGCCAACACGAGCGGCGGGGCCCAGCCAGUGCCCCCAGCCACCCCCACAGCCCCGACCCCGGUAGCCCCUGAGGAGAAAGAGACCAAGAGCAAGACGUCCUGGCAGUGCAAAGUCUGCAGCUAUGAGACCGGCAUCUCCCGCAACCUUCGCAUCCACAUGACAUCGGAAAAGCACAUGCAGAAUGUGCUUCUCCUCCACCAAGGGCUGCCAUUGGCCUUGCCCGGGCUCCUGGGACAGCCAGGGGGCAGCAGUGGGGGGAAACAGCAGCCGCAGACCGAGCUCUUCCAGUUCUAUGGGGUGCAGGCUCUGGGUCACCACCACGGCCACCACCAUGCAGGAGCCACCGGCGCCGUCCCGGGACUGCGGGUGGAGAAGCCCAUGGAACCAGCACAGCUGCUGCUCAAUGGCUUCCACCCACUGGGUCCUGCUGGGAGGAAGGGGGCGGUUUCAGCACCAGCGGCUCCGGUGCCACUUUCCCCAUCCCUAUGUCCUCUGCCCGCCCUGGCCCCUGCCUCCCCCCCUCUGGCUGCGCCGGUGGCAUCGGAGCGGCUCUUCGGCUGCCUGGUGUGCCAGCGCUUCGGCACGGACAGUGUGGAGGAGUUACUUCGCCACUCCACAGCUCCGCGCCGGCUGCCCGAGGCUGAGUGGAAGGAGGUGGCGGGGGAUCUCCACCGCUGCCGGCUCUGCGCCUACGGCACCCAGCUCAAGGCCAACUUCCAGCUGCACCUCAAGACCGACAAGCACGCCCACAAGUACCAGCUGGCCGCCCACCUGCGCGAGGGGGGCGGGGCCCUGCCCACCGCCACCCCCGGAGGGGCAGAGCUGCAGCCUGGCCCCGCCCCUGCCCCGCCCCCCCUCCACCUGCGCUGCAACCUCUGCGACUACGAGACCAACAGCAAGGAGAAGAUGCGGCUGCACGUGCGGGGGGCGGGGCACGAGGAGGGCGAGCGAAGCUACAAGUUCCUGCUGGAGUUGGAGGUGUCGGCACCGGGUCCCGACCCCCCCCACUUCCACUGCCUGCUCUGCAACACCACCGCUCCUUCCUGCCUCGCCAUGUUGCGGCACCUGCGGGCCCCCCGGCACCGCGACGCCCAGGGCCAGCACCGCCUCCACCUGCUGCAGGGCGGGCGACCCACAGACGAGGGCACCGUGGCCCUGGAGAGAUGCAUCCGCCUGGCCGAGCCCGUGCCACGGAGCACCGGGAAGGAAUCAGCGUCUGAGCCCACGACCCCCGAGAAAGAGACUCUGAACAAAGCCCCGCCCCCAGGACUGGACGAGACAGAGCCGAAGAGCCGAGCAGCGGGGGAAACCCAGACCACGGUGUUCUGCUGCCCGUACUGCAGCUACGUGAGCCGGGCGCCGGCGGGGGUGCGCAGCCACGCCGUAUCCCAGCAUGCCCUGCAGCCGACCUACCGGUGCCCGCUGUGCCAGGAGGAGCAGCUGGUGGGCAGAGGCAGCCUGCGCGCCCACCUCAGCCACGGCCACAACGUGGUGCCCGAGUGCGUGGAGAAGCUGCUGCUCGUGGCCACCACUGUGGAGAUGAACUUUGCCACCAAAGUCCUACCCAGCCCGUCCCCAAACCCUGAGUGCGGGGGGGAGUGUGAACUGGCACCCACAGCGCCCCCUGCUGGAGAUGCCGCCACCUCAGCUCCCCUCCCCGCCGCCCCCUCCCCCCCUCCUCCAGCGGCUGACCUGCCCCCCACACCCUGCCCAGCCUCCCCCCCGGCUCCGAAGGCCGACGACAGGGAGGAGGAAGCCCCUGUCCAGCUUCCCGCCCCCCCUGAAGAGCAGCAGCGCCCCCCCGAGACCUCGCCAGCCCUGCAGGACCCCCGGCACCCCCUGUCCUACCGGAAAGCCACCAAUUUCGCCCUGGACAAGUUCCUGGACCCGUCGCGGCCGUACAAGUGCACGGUGUGCAAAGAAUCCUUCACCCAGAAGAACAUCCUGCUGGUCCACUACAACUCCGUCUCCCACCUCCAUAAGAUGAAGAAGGCUUCAGCCGACCCUACCGCCCCUUCCCGGGGCGACUCGGGGGGCCCCGGUGCCCCCCAGCCCUCCUCCGACAAGCCCUACAAAUGCACCACGUGCCGGGUGUCCUACAACCAGAGCUCCACCCUCGAGAUCCACAUGCGCUCGGUGCUCCACCAGACCCGCUCCCGGGUGGCCAAGGCGGAGGCCGCCAGCAAAGGAGAGGCGCCGGAGGCGGGGGAGGCGGGGGAGGCAGCCCCGGCCCCCCUCACCGAAGCUGAGCCCCCCAAGAUCCUGGAGGUGCCGACGGCGCUGCCGUUCCCAGCACCCCUCUUCUCCCCGCCGCUGCUGCCGCAGUUCCCGGUUGUGCCGGAAUCCCUCCUCAAGCUGCAACAGCAGCAGCUCCUCCUGCCCUUCUACCUGCACGACCUCAAGGGGGCGCCCAAGCUCGCGCUGGCAGCGCCGGCCCUGGCCCUGCCGGCCCCGGCGGCCCCGCUGAUCCUGGCUCCGCCCAAGGAGCCGCCCCUGCCGCCGCCGCCCCCGCCGCCUGCCCCAGCCAAACCGGAGACGGAGGAGGACGCUGGCGGAGAGGAAGCCAACGUGGCCUCCCACCCGGCGGCCAAGGCUCUGCUGGAGAACUUUGGCUUCGAGCUGGUGAUCCAGUACAACGAGGGCAAGCAGGGGGCGGGGGGCGCGGCUCCCCCUCCAGUGGCCCCGCUGCCCCGCCCGCCAGCCGAGAAGCUGCGGUGCGGCACGUGCGGGAAGGUCUUCUCCAACAUGCUCAUCCUGAAGACGCACGAGGAACAUGUUCACCGGCGCUUCCUGCCCUUUGAGGCCCUCAGCCGCUACGCCGCCCAGUUCCGGAAGAGCUACGACAGCAUGUACCCACCCGCCGAGGGCACUGCCCCUGCAGAGACACCCCCGGUGCCCCCCGGCAUCUCCCCUCUCUGCCCACCCUUCCUGAUGCAGCCAGUGCCAGUGGUGGUGCCCCCGGCACUGCCCGAAGCCGAAGGGCGGUGGGUCCAGGGUGAGGAAGAGGAAGCAGGGACGGACCCAUCCCGGGACGGUCUGUCGAGCCGGCGGUUCUCCCGCACCAAAUUCACCGAGUUCCAAUCGCAGGCUCUCCAGUCCUUCUUUGAAGCCAGCGCCUACCCCAAGGACAGCGAGGUGGAGCGUCUCUCCGUCCUCCUGGGCUUGGCCAACCGGGUCAUCGUGGUGUGGUUCCAGAAUGCCCGGCAGAAGGCCCGGAAGAAUGGUGCCGAGGCUGGGGGUGCCGGAGGGGACACCGUCACCAACCAACCCAGCUGUAAGAAAUGCCAAGCCACCUACCGGUGCAUCUUCGACCUGGUGCGGCAUCUCAAGAAAUGCUAUGACGACCGGCCCUCAGCGGAAGGCAAUGAGGAGGAGGAGGAGGAAGGAGAGGAAGAGCCAGAGGAAGAGGAGCCGGAGGAAGAGCCCGAGCCACCAGCUGAGGACGAGGAGGAGGAAGAUGAGGAAGAGGCACCAAGGGGUGAUGGAGACCCCAAGGAAGAUCAGCCAGUGAGUGAUGGAGCCAUGGAGCCCCUGGAGAGCAAGGCCCCCACAUUCUCCUCCGAUCCACCAGGCGCCCAUGGCUCAGCACUCCUGGCCCCUCAUGACCCGCUGCCGGAGCUGCCCCGCAGCCAGGGGGCGCCCAUGAAGAGGAAGCACGAGGAUGGGAGCCAGUCGCCGGGCGGCGGGAGCGGCGGCGAAGGGGAGCCUCCGCGAGACAAGCGUCUCCGCACCACCAUCCUCCCGGAGCAGCUGGACGUCCUCUACCGCUGGUACGUGCAGGACUCAAACCCCACCCGCAAGAUGCUGGACUGUAUCUCGGAGGAGGUGGGGCUCAAGAAACGGGUGGUGCAGGUGUGGUUCCAAAACACCCGUGCAAGGGAACGCAAGGGGCAAUUCCGGUGCAGCGCCAGUGCCGGGAUCCCCCCCAUCAAGACCUCCCCAUCCUGUUCCUUGGCCAAGUUGAGUCCUGGUGGCGGGAUGGCCAACGUCUCUGGUGGCGGGACCUCCAACGUCUCCGGUGGUGGGACAACCAACGUCUCUGGUGGCAGGAUGGCCAACGUCUCUGGUGGCGGGACAACCAGUGUCUCCAGUGGCGGGGCCUCCAGUGUCUCCGGUGGCGGGACGGCCAACAUCUCCAGUGGCGGGAUGGCCAACAUCUCCAUUGGCGGGACGGCCAGUGUCUCUGGUGGCGGGACGGCCAACGUCUCCAGUGGCGGGACGGCCAAUGUCUCCGGUGGCGGGAUGGCCAAUGUCUCUGAUGGCGUCUCUGACAGUGGGACAGCCAGUGUCCCCUACAGCAUCAACCAGGCUGAGCCGGAUCCGUCAGAGCUGAACGAAGCCCAGAGCCCAUCCGGCGGCGAUCUGAGUGACUCUUCUUCCUCCUCUUCCUCCUCCUUGGCCGAUCCGGAGUCGCCAGGCGGGCAUGGGCGGGCGUUGGAGGGGGUGGCCGGGCUGGAUCUGCUGGGCCAGCGCCGCUACCGGACCCAGAUGUCCAGCCUGCAGCUGAAGAUCAUGAAGGCGUGUUAUGAGGCCUACCGAACGCCCACCAUGCAGGAGUGCGAGGUGCUGGGUGAGGAGAUCGGCCUGCCCAAGAGGGUCAUCCAGGUCUGGUUCCAGAAUGCCCGGGCCAAAGAGAAGAAGGCCAAGGCGGCCUUGGCUGAGGGGGGCCCUGGGGCUCCCUCCGAGGGCCCCCCUGAGCCUCGGGCUGAGUGCCCCGUCUGCCAGGUCAAGUACGACUUCUACGUCUCCUGCCGUGGCCACCUGUUCUCCCGUGGCCACCUGGCCCGGCUCAAGGAGGCCGUGCAGGCCCAGCUGCGCAGCGAGGGCCAUGAUGGGGCGCCAGGGCCCCCGCUCCCGCCCGUCCCCCCUGGAGCCCCCCCAGGAGCCGGCACUGCAGGCCCCUCCGCCGCCCCCGGCACCGGACUCCUGGGUUCCACGCCGCCAGGACAUCCCUUACCUCAGAGCCAGCUCAGCUCGGCGCCGGAGCCCCCCCGAGAGACCCAGCCGGAGCCGGGAGCCGCCAGCGCGUCGGUCGCCGGAGCCGCCAGACUUCCCAGCACCGUGGCCAACCCCGCCCUAAAGCCCCUGAAGGGUUUGAAGCCGCCGGUGCCCGCGCUCCUGGGCGCCCAGUUCCUGCCCUUCUCCGUGCCAGCGGGCGCCCCGGCCUCCCUGUUCAGCGCCCCGCUGCCCGGCGGCUACUUCCAGCAGCUGUACGGCAUGAAGACGGGGCUGUUCCCCAUGAACCCCGUCAUACCUCAGACCCUCAUCAGCCUGCUGCCCGCCCCCGAGGCCCCCGCGCCGGCCGGGGUCUCCACGGUGGACGUGACCCACCGCUACCUGUGCCGCCAGUGCAAGGCGGCGUUCGAGGGGGAGGCGGCGGCCGCGGCCCACCAGGCCGGCUUCUGCUACUACGGCCAGCCGGCGCCGGCGCCGCUGCGCGUGCCCGUCUGCACCUACCACUGCCUGGCGUGCGAGGUGCUGGUCAGCGGGCGGGAGGCGCUGGGGGCCCACCUCCGCUCCAGCGCCCACCGCCGCAAGGCCGGCCCCGCCCCCGCCGCCGGCCCCGCCCCCGGCCCCGCCCCGGCCUUUGCCAAAGAGGAAGCAAAGUUACCUCACUCGGACCCCAGCCCAAAAAGCAACUCUACCUCGACCACGCUUCUAGCUUUAUGAACAGCGCGGGGAGCAGCUGGAGACGGGGGGCGCCUGGAGCCCCCCGCCCCGCCCUGCCCUGGGGAACCGCCUCCCAGCCCCCAAACCCCCCCACCCUGGAACACCCACUGCCAGCUCCCUCCCAACCUGCUCCUGGCUGCCUCCCCAGACCUAGAUACCAACCCCCCCUACCCAAAUACCCCCUUGCCCCCGCAUACUCCAGCCCGGAUGGAGGGAGCUGGCACUUCUGAGUGCAUGUGCGGGGGGGGGUGAAUUCAAAGCACCCCCCCCGCCUUCGAGGUUGGCAAGAUGCCCACACAUGUGCUAGACGUGUUCCCAACACAGCUGGCCCCCAGACACCCCCUCCUCUCCGCACAUGUGUCAGGCAUGUUCCCACCAUGCAGGCUCCCCCAAAGGCCCCACACAUGCUCCCCGUGUGUCCAUCCGUGUAUCACGGGUGGCGCCCCAGACUCUGCCCGCCCCACACAUAACAUAAGACAGGGCUUCCACAUGACCCACCCCCCCAGCCUCCCUUCCCCCCCAUGCCAACUCCCAGGUGCCCCCCAGGCUGCCCCCCCAGCACAUGCCCCAUACUGUUACCCAUCAAGACAGGCCAAAACCAAAACUCAACUCAACGGACAGCAUGAGAGACAAACUCAAGGAAACGAAAAAGGGGGGGGCAACCUCUGGCCCCCCCAUCCGUCCCCCCGAUAUCCUGCCUCUCCCCCCCUCGAGCAUGCUCCGCCCAUUGUGUACAGAACUCGUCGGGACGGACGGACAGACAGACACUGGCUGCAGCCCCAACCAAACAGGAGACCGGGGGCCCAUCCCCCCUCCAGUCUCUCUCCUCACGGCCGAGGGUUUUGCGGGACCAGCCCUCGCUCCCCAAUUUUUCCGGGGCGACCCGGGGUGGGGAGGAGGGCGUGGAUCAACAGACGCUUCCCCACCCCCACCCUUCAAAGGCUUUAAAAGAUCCCCACGCGCCCGGUUCCCCACCCCAAAAAACCGCAUCCCACCCAGCUGCCGGACGGGGAACGAAUCCCCCCCCCUUCCGCCCGCCGCCCUGCGAAGCCAAAGCUUCUCCGACCGUGGCACCACAACCAAAAAUCCCACCAACCACACGACGGCCCGAGCGAGGACCUGACAGACGCCCCCAGCCCCAAAGGAGAACUCAGCCCCACGCCGCCCCCCAGCGUCCGACGGCGAAGGGUUCCCCCCUGCCCGGCCUCGGCCCGUCGGGUUGGCGUUGAUGCCCGUCACCGGGGCGGGUGUUUUUAAGCUUUCGCCCGUGUCCCCCGCACCCCAGGAUCGAGUCAUUUGGCCGACGGGAAGGGGCCGUUUUCUGCGCCCGCUCGUCGCCGUGAACCAAACGAACUACAAAGCGCGGGAGGGGGUGGAAAGUGGGGGGGGCGGGGAAUAAGACUUGGGCCUGUGCCCCCCCCGUCUCCACCCCGCCCUCCCCACCGGAGCACCAAAAACAACCCGGCGUUUGUUGUGUAUUUAAAGAACGGGGGGGACAAGGGCAACGGAAAUAAAAGGAAUUGAAAAUAAAGGCUCGGAAAGCGAAGCGGGUCGGGGGGGUCGGGUCCCGGAGCGGCUGAGCAAAGGGGGGGGGAGAUGGUGGAGAUUCCCACGGUUUAGACCUGUCCUCUGGCUCCGCCUCCUGUGGAAGGAGCCCCGCCCCCUCUGGGCUGACUCCACCCCCUUCCUAGCUCUGCCCCUUUCCCUGCUCUCCCCACUCGUCCUGCAGCCACU